AUGGGGAAAGAGUCAUACGAUGAAUCUCCUGAUGUCACCUCCAACAAGGUCGCCUCGAUCAUCCCCUUCCGGGACCUUGAGCCAUCUUGGCAUGUCUCCAGCGCAAAGAUCCCCGGAUUCAUGCGAUGGCUGAUCAGCUGGGUUGGCGGGCCCGCGGGAUACGUGAAUCCCAGCCUUGGACGUGCAGUUACAGGUGAAAACAUUGGCGUCGGAUACAUGUACCUCCCAAUCGGGCAGCGUCAAGAAGGCCUACACUACCACAGUAUCACGGAGAUCUAUAUCAUCCUGAAAGGUCACGUCCAAAGCUACGACGCUGACGGAGGAUCCCAUCUAGCCGGGCCUAUGGACUGCAUAUACAUCCCCAAAGGCGUCCCGCAUGGCGUCCGCAACUGCGGAUUUGAGGACGUUGAGCUAGUCUGGCUACACGACGGGAUAGAGGCGAAGGGAGUGACCGUCUACUGUAAUACGCAGGAAGAACUUGAUCGGGCUCCAUCGCGGGAUCCCAUUCUCACAGUCAGCUUGAAAGACUUGGAUCCCUCGUGGGCAGCGCCGCGGGCCAAAGAACCCGAGUUCCUGCGAUGGUCUGUGAACUGGGUCGGAGGGGACAAAGGGUUUCUAGACCUCAACCCUGGUGUGUCGGUGGUGAGUGACAAGCUAGCCUUGGGGAUGACCACCGUGCUGCCAGGCCACAAGCAGGUGCCUCACAGCCACGAAACGGCCGAGGUCUACAUCGUGGUCGGCGGCAAGGGGAUCGUUAACCUGGGCAAAGGAAAUCAGGAGGUCGGGUACCUGGACGGGCUGUAUUUCCCACCGGGGACACCUCAUUGUUUGAGGAACCACGGAAGCGAGCCCCUGCUUAUCGUCUGGGCAUUAGAACGCCCUGAGAGAAAGGGUGCCGUCAAGUAUUACGACGCCUGUGGGAAUGUUCUCGUCCAGACCAAUGGCACUCAUUAG
Messenger RNA from Fonsecaea monophora, 954 nucleotides. RefSeq lists its product as hypothetical. The coding region runs from base 1 to 954 and encodes 317 amino acids. Lineage: Eukaryota; Fungi; Ascomycota; Eurotiomycetes; Chaetothyriales; Herpotrichiellaceae. The transcript has a single exon. The record is from RefSeq and is a predicted model, not a curated record.